GCGUGUUCUGCUCUGUCUUCCCGCUGCAGCCGCCCGAAGGAAAAAAAAAGGGGAACCCAGCCAUGCUUGAGAAAACCGGUGAGAAAGAUUGGAUUUCUCCUUCCUUUCUUGUUCUAGAACUGAAAAUGGAACCCAGAAACCUUCUCCCACUGCUGGAAAAUCCGGAUCUGCUCUGCUCUUCCUUUUCACCGCCCGCUGCUCCUGCUUUGUGGGGGUGAAUUGCUCGGUUUUUUGAUUGCGUGAUUCUUCCCUGCACUUGCCGCCGGCUUCUCUCCCAAACUGCAGCUCGGUUUUGCUUGCUAAAUUAUGGUAUUGGUUUGGCCAAUUUUUGGAAGUUGGAGUUACUGUUCACGUCGUGGUACUGUUCACGGGUACUGUUCAUAGAUUACUGUUCACACCCGAGAGUAAACGAUUAACGGGGAUUUAAAUGAUUAGUUUGUGAUAUAAGAACGAUUUUGGAUAUAUUUGAUCAUGUGGAGAUUUAUGGAAAUAGCAUUGUGAUUAGGAAUGAUCCUAAUGAUGAUUUCAGCUUGAAUUUGUGAUAGUAUGGUAUUGAUUCUCGGAAUAUUUUGAUUAGGUUCUUGAUCCUUGGGGUACUUUAGUACGUGAAUUGAGUGCUCGGUUUUAUGCGAGUGAGGUAAGUAAAUUUAUGGUAAUGCCCGUACUAUUUUAAAAACAUGUUUUGAUUUGUUUUUGAAGUGGUGGCGGGACUAAAUCCGUUUUACACAAGUAUGACUAAUUUGAAGUGAAAUGUUUUAUGCUUUUCAUUAAAUUGAGCAUGCCUACUUGAAAUUUAAGUGAUUGUCCUGAUGAUCUGAAAGUGAUUGGUAAAGUAUGAUUUUUCUGUUAACUUCUGCCUGUUUUGUCUCCGAUGUGGUCAUGCUAUUAGUGACCUUGCUAGUGGGGGAGUUUAUAAACGCUAGCACAUGUCGGCACAUGUCGAUAUGUUUCUCACAUGUCGGCACAUGUCGAUAUGUUAUUCGUGACCCUGCUUGUGGGGGUUAUACACCAGCAAACAGUGACCCUACUUGUGGGGAUUAUACACCAGCAAACGGUGUGCCUGCCAGUGGGUGUUAGACGCUGGCCGUGACCUAUAGAGGAGACGUCUAUUUCGUUCCCGUACUGUAUCUGUUUUGCGUGAUUGCACAUGUUGGCAUGCUAUAAGUUUAAUUAAAGGCAAUCCAUAUUUACUUACUGAGUUUAUCUCAUAGUUUUCCUUGUCCACCAUUUCAGGAAGUGAAACCGAGGACAGGGAAACCACGGGAAGUGACGAGUUAGAAAGCUAGCCAUUUCGAGAUUGAUAUAAAUUUUAGAAAUAAAUCAUGAUCUUGUAUUUGGAGAUUUUAUGAUAUCAGAGAGAAUUUUAUAAUUUGAUCUUCAGAUUUUGGUGGUAUCAGAGUGUGAUAUGCUAAUCUGUUGUAAUUCGAUAACCCUAUUAGACUGUCCUAUAAUGGGUGGCCUGAAUGGUUCUUGUCUAGAUGUGCUCGCACCUA
This is a messenger RNA of Rubroshorea leprosula, 1493 nucleotides long. Lineage: Eukaryota; Viridiplantae; Streptophyta; Magnoliopsida; Malvales; Dipterocarpaceae. The record is from the annotation of a GenBank genome assembly.